AGAACCAGCGCAUGCGCAUACAGCAGGGCUGGGGCAAGCAGUAUGGCGCAUGCGCACUGAAGAAACACAAAGACGGCACCACUGAGUAGGCCGCGCGAUCUAGCAGACUUUGAAGAAGGCGCAUGCGCAUUGAGGCGCAGACGCUCUGGCCUGAUCUUGUCCUGCCAUGGAGGCCACGGCUGUGGAGGAGGGUGAGGUAACCUCUGGGAUGCAGUCCCUGGCGGUGGAGGAUGCCCCGGAGCUGCUGCCGGCUGCAGUGGAGGACAACAGGCCGGUGCCCGAAGAGGCAGAGGAGCAGGGGCAGGAGGAGGAGGCUGGGUGGUGUGUCCCCUGCAGCGACGAGGAGCUGGAGGGCCCAGAGGCCUGGAUGCCGCCUCCUGAGGAGAUCAGACGCCUCUAUGAGCAGAUCGCUGCCGAGGGCACCCUGCCGCUCCAGGCCGAGAUCCUGCCCCGCAGGGCCCCCACCCCUGAGCCCGACAGUGAGGAGGAGGAGAGAUCCGACGCGCAGCCCGAGAGCGAAGAGGAGGAGGAAGAGAACUCUCUCUGCUCCAGGCCCCACGUCCCGACCGAGUUUGACUUUGACGAUGAGCCUGUGACGCCCAAGAACUCCCUGAUUGAUCGCAGAAGAACACCAGGCAGCUCGCGCAGCCAGAAGCGCGAGGCCCGGCUGGACAAGGUGCUGUCGGACAUGAAGCGGCACAAGAAGCUGGAGGAACAGAUCCUGCGCACGGGCCGCGACCUCUUCCAGCUGGACAGGGAGGAGGCACCAUCCCCACAGCGCCCCUCCGGGAUCUUCCUGCGCCAGCGCAAGUACUGACCACCGGGGGUGGGGCUGGCAGGCAGUGGGGCCCCCGGUCCCCUUCCCAGCAUCCUCUGGGCUGGCGCUUGGAUCCCGCUGCUCCACGGCCGCUCCAGUCCAGAUACCAGCUUGGAGGACUGAGAUGGGGGAGGAAAUACAGUGACGGACCAGUGGGGUCAGCCAGUGGGGCACGGGGCCUUUCCAAUCUGGCUCCAGGGCAGGGGAAUGGGCCCGUGGCUUUCAGGAUCUCAGCACAGCCGCCUCCAUCACACCUGUGGCUCUGCCGCCACUGGGGGCCGGCGAAGCAGGAAAUGCCCCCCUGUGUUGCCCGGAGGGGGCAAAAUCUACAGCCUGGGGGUGGAGGGAAGGGUCUGUCCAGUAUUUCUGCUGCAAUAAAUGUGUUUCUCGCC
Gopherus flavomarginatus (Mexican gopher tortoise) is the source of this 1209-nucleotide messenger RNA. It is a transcript of the gene PAGR1, whose product is annotated as PAXIP1 associated glutamate rich protein 1. Lineage: Eukaryota; Metazoa; Chordata; Testudines; Testudinidae. The transcript has 4 exons. The coding region runs from base 167 to 817 and encodes 216 amino acids. The record is from RefSeq and is a predicted model, not a curated record.